AUGGAGCCUCUGUGGGACUCUGGAGGCGCAGCUGGCGGGCAAAGGCUUCCUUCAUCGAGCCCAACACAUGACCGUUCUGGAAAACAGGCACUUCCUUUUGUGCUUCGGGCCCCUGUACGGCAGGCGACUUUUCACUCAUUAGAAUUUGUUGAGGGUCUUGUUCAGCAUGCUCGUGGUGUGGAGCAGGAGCAUAGCGCUUUCACACUGCCCCUUCAGCGGGACUUUGGAGCCAGGCAAGUGCUUUCACGCAUAAUACAGGAGUCCCAGUGCGUGGAGGGCUGGCCGAAGCUUUUUCCAAAGUCAGAUGACGAGUCGUGCCAUUUCUCCAUGAUGCCGUCUUCGUAUGUGUUGCGCGCAGGACUCAUGCGCGCACUCGGUUUUUCUGCUCCGGGGCACAAUGACAACAGCGAUAGCCGUGCAGUAACACUAGACAGAGUCAUAGUUAGGCCCUCGCGGUUGGUGGACAAGCAAGGUGUUGAGAUGCUAUUUUACCGUGAGGCGGCGCAGGAUCAGCUGAAACAUAUUGCGCUGUGUGAGUGGUGCGAGGACCUGAUUUUCUUCGCGCUUCACCGUGGAUUUUCGCCCCUGCAGGUUCAGUGCUUGCUGCUGACGGCGAUGCAUCUCAUGAGGGCCAUCGCGGAGGCGCCUUCCAAUGCGAUAGACGAUGACUCAAUUGUAGAGGAGCGGUGCACUCGCGUGCUGCAGGAGGCACUGAUCGAGCAGUCGUGUUCGUUGCCACGCAAAGUUUAUGAUGUGCGCCGAUCUGUAGAAGAUGUCACGUAUGAGGAGAAGGAUGCAGAGUUCGUUGCCGCUAUCGAAGCUAAACUUGCGAAGGAGAAGAAUAAGAAACAGCAACAGUUACUGUUGGAGCAACUGGAGAAUGCGCCAGUGGAGAUUAAGUCGCGACGUGAGGUUGUAAAAAAGAAGGUAGUGUACGAAGUUAUUGUUGGGCCGUACUUCACACCACAGGAGCUGGCACAGAUACUGAACUUCUUCUGUACCACUGCAGUGCGUCACUGGAGGCUGUUUCAUACCUUCCUUUUGGCCGCGCAGCCUUCUGAGACCUGUGACGUUAGCUUAGUUCACGACGAUAUUUUCCCUUUCUGCGUGCCUCCACUGCAGGAAUUUCUGGAGGAGGGCAUGCUAAACAUGGAGGCCGAACGGCGAGCGGUUGUGGAUGAAUGUGAAACGCUGCUCAGGAGUAUCUUUGAAGAGGAGUUCAUGAAGCCCAUACGUGAGCUCGAGCAAUAUCGAAAUGAGGCUUUGAGGGUUUCAAUUGAAAAGGAGCGGAAAGAGUUCGAGGAUAACAUGAAAAAUGUGUUGGAUACCUCAAAUUACCGGAGGGUUUCUAGAGCAUUUGAGCUGCGCUUGGAAAAGCGGCUCGAACGGAGCGAACUGGCGGCCCCCGAGGUGGCACCUCCGCCCGUAAUGGAGCAGCCCGCUGCCGUUUCCUCGAGGCGCGAGAGCAUGAGGAGGAAGUCUAGAGUGGCUCACCGUCCGCGCCUGGAUUCCCUCGUGGGGAGCCCCGGCAUAUCGACUACGGCGGCAGCGGCGGUGGCUGCAGAAGCUCAGGUUGAUGUGGUCUUUUCUUUGGAGGAUGUGGAAGCCCGCAUGUCAACACUGGAACACGCCGUGGCGGGAGUCUCCAAAGGGAGGUCAAGAAAGGGUCGUUAG
Trypanosoma brucei brucei TREU927 is the source of this 1674-nucleotide messenger RNA. RefSeq lists its product as hypothetical. Lineage: Eukaryota; Euglenozoa; Kinetoplastea; Trypanosomatida; Trypanosomatidae. The record is from RefSeq and is a predicted model, not a curated record. Bases 1 to 1674 code for a protein of 557 amino acids. The transcript has a single exon.